Messenger RNA from Callithrix jacchus (white-tufted-ear marmoset), 8833 nucleotides. The record is from RefSeq and is a predicted model, not a curated record. Lineage: Eukaryota; Metazoa; Chordata; Mammalia; Primates; Cebidae.
ACGCGCGGGCCGGCCGGGUGGGAGCCCCGCCGAGCGCAGCAGCUGGCAGCGCCGCGCGAGCGCGCGUCUCGGGACUGCGGCGGGUGCCGCCCCCUCGGCCGCCGGCCCCGCCCGACCCCGCGCCGGGCCCCGGCCCUCCGAGCGGUGUCUUCCUCCUUCCCUCCUUCCCUCCGCGUUCCCCGCCCCGCUUCUCCUCCUCUUUCUCCUCCCGCUCCUGCUCGCUGGGUCUCCGGCUCCGGCACCGGCUCCUGCUCCUCCCGGCCGCCCGGGGCCAAGGCGACGUGAGGUUGUAAAAAUCCAUGUGGGACGGCCCCCGGGCGAGCUACGGAAAGGUCUCUGAGUGGAGUUAUUUUCUGGUACAGACUGUGAAAAGAAUGCAGUGAAAAUUCUGGACAAUCGUGGAAAUAUUAGCUCAAAUCCCAACUUAGUAUAGCAUUUCUUCUCUUUAGUAACACCUCAUAAUAGAAGAAAAAUGUAUGGAAGUGCAAGAACAAUCACCAAUCUGGAAGGUAGUCCUUCCAGAUCACCUCGUUUGCCAAGGUCUCCUCGUUUGGGCCACCGAAGAACAAGUAGUGGGGGAGGUGGAGGAACAGGCAAGACUCUGUCUAUGGAGAAUAUCCAGUCCCUCAAUGCAGCCUAUGCUACGUCUGGACCCAUGUAUCUGAGUGAUCAUGAAGGGGUGGCUUCAACAACUUACCCAAAGGGCACCAUGACUCUGGGAAGGGCUACAAAUCGAGCUGUAUAUGGAGGCCGUGUCACAGCCAUGGGGAGUAGUCCCAAUAUUGCUUCUGCUGGACUUUCCCACACAGAUGUCCUUUCAUACACAGAUCAACAUGGUGGUCUGACUGGCUCAUCCCAUCAUCAUCACCACCAGGUCCCCUCCAUGUUGAGGCAGGUAAGAGACAGCACAAUGUUAGAUCUUCAGGCCCAGCUGAAGGAACUGCAGAGAGAGAAUGACCUCCUCCGGAAAGAGCUCGACAUCAAGGACAGCAAGUUGGGAUCUUCCAUGAACAGUAUUAAGACAUUCUGGAGUCCUGAGCUUAAGAAGGAGAGAGUCUUGAGGAAAGAAGAGGCAGCACGGAUGUCUGUCCUCAAGGAGCAGAUGAGGGUUUCCCAUGAAGAAAAUCAGUUACUGGAUGCCAGAAGAACCAAGCACCUACAGUUGACAAUCCAGGCCCUUCAAGAUGAGCUGCGAACCCAGAGAGACCUCAACCACCUCCUUCAGCAAGAGAGUGGCAACCGAGGAGCAGAGCACUUCACCAUCGAGCUGACUGAGGAGAACUUCAGGCGGCUCCAAGCCGAACAUGACAGGCAGGCUAAGGAGCUGUUCCUUUUGAGAAAGACAUUAGAGGAAAUGGAGCUGAGAAUUGAAACACAGAAACAAACCCUCAACGCCCGAGAUGAGUCGAUUAAAAAACUUCUUGAGAUGUUGCAAAGUAAAGGCUUGCCGUCCAAAAGCCUGGAGGAUGACAAUGAGCGAACGCGGAGGAUGGCAGAGGCUGAGUCUCAGGUCAGCCACUUGGAAGUGAUUUUAGACCAGAAAGAGAAGGAAAACAUACAUCUUAGAGAGGAAUUGCACCGAAGAAGCCAACUUCAGCCAGAGCCAGCCAAGACGAAGGCUCUCCAGACUGUCAUUGAAAUGAAGGACACAAAAAUCGCUUCAUUGGAGCGAAACAUUAGGGAUCUUGAGGAUGAGAUCCAGAUGUUAAAAGCCAAUGGUGUGCUGAACACUGAGGACCGUGAAGAAGAGAUCAAACAAAUUGAGGUUUACAAAAGUCACUCCAAGUUUAUGAAGACCAAGAUUGAUCAGCUGAAGCAGGAACUUUCAAAGAAGGAGUCAGAACUUCUUGCCUUACAAACAAAGCUUGAAACUCUUAGCAAUCAAAAUUCAGAUUGCAAGCAACACAUUGAAGUGCUCAAAGAGUCACUUACUGCCAAAGAACAGAGGGCUGCCAUCCUUCAGACUGAGGUAGAUGCACUGAGAUUACGACUGGAAGAAAAAGAAUCUUUCCUCAAUAAAAAAACAAAGCAGCUGCAGGACCUCACAGAAGAGAAGGGGACACUGGCUGGUGAGAUUCGUGACAUGAAAGAUAUGUUAGAAGUGAAGGAAAGAAAAAUUAAUGUUCUUCAGAAAAAGAUUGAAAACUUGCAAGAACAACUUAGGGAUAAAGACAAGCAACUGACCAACCUGAAAGACAGAGUGAAGUCCUUGCAGACAGAUUCCAGUAAUACAGACACUGCACUGGCAACGCUAGAGGAAGCUCUGUCAGAGAAGGAGAGAAUAAUUGAGCGCUUGAAAGAACAGCGAGAAAGAGAUGAUCGGGAAAGACUAGAAGAGAUAGAAUCCUUCCGAAAAGAGAACAAAGACCUGAAAGAGAAGGUCAAUGCUUUACAAGCUGAACUGACUGAAAAAGAGUCUAGUUUAAUUGACCUCAAAGAACAUGCAUCUUCAUUAGCCUCUGCAGGACUGAAAAGGGAUUCCAAAUUAAAAUCUCUAGAAAUAGCCAUUGAACAAAAGAAAGAGGAAUGUAGCAAAUUGGAAGCACAGUUAAAAAAGCAAGCUGAGCAGUUGUUCAAUCAGAUGUACAACCCAAAGUCAAUUAGGAAUAAUGGGAAACAAGGGGCACAUAAUAUUGAAGAUGACUCCAGGAUGAACCCUGAGUUCGCAGACCGAAUAAAACAGCUCGAUAAAGAGGCGUCUUACUACCGUGAUGAGUGUGGCAAGGCCCAAGCGGAAGUGGACCGGUUGCUGGAGAUUCUCAAGGAAGUGGAAAAUGAGAAGAAUGACAAAGACAAGAAGAUUGCCGAACUGGAGAGGCAUAUGAAAGAUCAGAAUAAGAAGGUGGCCAACCUCAAGCACAAUCAACAGUUGGAAAAGAAGAAGAAUGCUCAGUUAUUAGAAGAAGUCCGCAGGCGAGAAGAUAGCAUGGCUGACAACUCACAGCAUUUGCAGAUGAGGAAACUGAGACUCAGACAGUUAUCCAGUGACUGGUCUGCAGUUGUGGGUCUCAUUGAAGAUAAAGCCUUAAGGAGGUACCAAAGCCUGAGAGUUCUUCCUGUGAAGAUUAGACUAAGCCUCAGCUUUCGUACAGUGAAAAAAAAAAAUGCUUCCUCAGGCAAAAGAUUCUGAACCAGAAAUCAUGCUUCAAAAGCCACUGGGAAGUGAGACCUCUGAGGUGUGUGUUUGUGAGCAUUUAUAUCUUCUUCUGUUCUAUUUCACUCCAUAGCAAGUGCAGUGUCAUUUUCAAAGUAGAUACGGUGAAGGUAUUGCUGAAGAACCCACACACUGAAAGCAAAGGGACAGGGAGAGGAAAAAAAUUCUGACAACGCACCUUCUUACUUUUUCCAAGGUAGAAUUUAUGUAAUAACUCACACACCAGACUUGCGUAAUCCCUGGGGGCAAUCAUGUUCAACAUGCAUCAAAAGGGGCAGUUCAGUUAAACCAGCUUUCCUUGGCCAAGGUAAUUACCUCAGGUUUACCCUGAGUUAUCACUACCAGAGGUUAGUUGGAGGUGGAGGGCACCUGCAAAUCACAGUGCAUGACAUGCUGACAUCAGUAACCUCUUUCCAGCAGCUCAAAUAGAUGCUGGUAUUUUAGUACAUGACUGCCCAAGUCAGAGACCUGGGCAUGGUUAACUUUUAAAAAUGUUAACUUUGACUUAUGGCUUGUCCAAAGCAUUGCCAAGCUAUAUAUUCAAACACUCCAAAUUAAGGAAAUGACAAUCAAUGACAUAGGCAAUGAUUUAGAUAGAAGUCUUGCAAAAGGAAAAUACAACUAUUAAGUCUGUUCCUGUUCACUUAAUCGUCUCUCCUGUAAUACACAUUUGGGAAGUUGGUAACUUGAAUUUAUGACGCUUUUAAUUUCUUUUCUGCUAUUACACUUUCCCUCUAUAUCUUAUUUAUGUUACCUGGAGAAGGCCCUACAAGGUUUAAGCACUAGUAAGUUUUUCUUACUAGAAAGACUCUUAGACUUCAUUUAAUACAAGCUCCUUGUUUUGCUGAUGAAGGAAGCAGGGCCCAGUAAAGGCAAAUGCCCUGCCUAUGAUCCUAGAGGGAAUUAUUGGCAGAGGGAAGACCAGAUCCCAGGCCUUCUGCAUCUUUGCCCAGUGCCAUUUGUGCAGCCCACUGGUUCCAUAAGGUAUGACUACCUUCAGCAGGAUUUGAAUGGUUAAAAUCUUCAAACCUAUAGCUGAGACCUGUGCCCCUUAGCAUUGGAUAUUAGACUGCGCAUCUAAAAUAACAUAAAGUUAGUUACUUAUUGGGAAUAAACUAAGCUUUAUGCAUAUUUUAUAACAGGAUAUUCUAUCAUUUCCUGUGCCUAUCUUAUGUCUUUAAAACUAAAGUAACUAAAGAAAUAGUAAAUUGAUGAUGGAUAAAAUUGCUGUGAGAACAGACUACAGAGUUUAGGACUCUUUAGAUGAUACAUAAAAAUUAGCUUAAGUUAUUUAUAUCUGCCACUUUUCUCUAUCUGUAAAAGGAUGUCACCCAUAAAGAGAGUCAGGAAGUCUCUUGUAAUGGAAAACAAGUGUGGAUUGCUUAGAAAAUUCAACCAAAAGAAUGAUAGCUGCUUUUUACUGAGCAAUGAAGGAGGCCAAGGAUAAUGUCUUUGGUUGUGUUCCCUGGGAAAUUGAGACUCUGAGAUGAACAUGCAAGAAGUUUAUUGAGGGUGCUCUCAGGAAGGGAGGGAAGCAGAAUUAGGCCCAGGGAAAAGUCAGACUGUAAUGUAGGUGCAGCAAAGGCCUUAGCAGUCCCUAUCAGUUGCAAUGGCCAUUUGGAGGGCCAUUGACCCUAAUCGAGUCAAUGGAGGUAGGCAACGCCACAGGAGGGUUGUAAUCUUAGAUAAGGCAGCUCUCAGGGAAAGCACAUCCCUGGCAUUUGGAGACUGAGGGUCUUGGUUCUGAGGGGGCAUCAUGGCAGUGCACCUACAUCUACAGCAAACGUGAUGUGUUUGUUGUACCCUUUUCAUUGACACCCAUGGCAGAUACAAGCAACUGAUCCCAAGAUAAGUCUUAUCCCCCAGUUUCAUAAUUCUUUCCAAUAUAAGCAGUCAUUAAAAAGCAAUUGUAGUUACCCAAAUUGCUGUGUAUUCACAGUGAAUUAAUUAUCCCAACAAACUAAUGAGGAUGUUACUAUCUUUGAAACCAUUUUACAGAUGAGAAGAUUGAGACUUGGUAAUACUAAACAAGAGAAAGAGCCGAUCUUGUUUCUCAGGUGUCAGUCAUAAACUGACAUUUUCUCUCUCCUGAGUGGAACUGUUUCUUUGCAUGCAUUUUAUUGGCCACAGUAACUAUAGCAACAGUAAAGAUGCUGGUCAGGCCCCUCCAAAAACAGAUAGAAAAAUUAAGUGGCGCAAACUUGGUUAAGGAGACUUUGUAUUGAUUUUAUGGAAAGGGAUUAAGCUUUCGUUUAAGUAGUGAGGUAGACUUAAAUGCUUCUUAAAGGUGUAUAAGACUCUGCCUUCAGUUCAUCAAGCAGCCCCAACAAUGUUUUUUGAGGACUUUUUAUGUGCUAGGCACUGUGCAACCUAUUGAGAUGUAAUAAAAAGUAAGACAAAAUUCCUUACAUUUGAAUAUUUCAAGAUCUUUUCUUCUGACUAAAGGUGUCCUUCCCCCAGCAUGUGAUUUGCUUCUGAAAGUAAACUAGAACAUGCAUUACUGGGCUGCUGCCUGUCUUAAGGCACAAGAGCAUUUGAAAGAGGUAACAAUGAAGUUGUGGCUGCAGCUGGAGCCUUGGCUCUCAUGAGCCAGAACAGAAGCUUCUGGAAGGUCUUCUGGACCUUAGGUCAUCCAUGGGGCUCUGAGCUUCUGAGUGGGUGAGAGAUAAAUGUAUCAAGCAGGAAGUGAGGGGAUCUGGGUUUUAGUCUACGAUCAAGUGAUUUUUUUUCCCUCUACGCCUCAGUUUUCUCAUCUACAAAAGGGAGGCUUGUAUUGAAGUAAAGCCCUUCCAACUCUGAAAUCCUAGUCUGGGGAUUAAUUGAAGGGUGCACAUAGAUGGUGAUUUAAAAGCGCCUUCCAAGGGGGCAGCUCAUGGGCCAACUGGAGAGCUGCUGCCGAAAUAGAGCGUGCAGGUCAGGAGCAGGGAUAUCCUCCUGUUGGGAAUGGAGAGAAGUCAGUCUUCUUGGCUCCAUCCUGGCUUUAAAUGUAAGUCACUCUAAGGACUCUCUCUGUUUUCUAUCUGGAGUGCAGUAUCUGCCAUUUGGAGGCUUUCGUAGUGUGCACUACUACAUUUUGUUUUCUUUAGAGCAACUGGUUAUAAUAAUAAAUUCUCCACUUGCUGCUUGUUUGGUGUAAGAUAGGUUAAAACGCUGACAAUCUGAAUACAAGAUACACAGUGCAGGAACGUCUCACAAUUGAGCCACCUGGCUUACAGGCAUUUCUCAAGGGAAGGAACUAUGUGGCUUUUAAAUGUAAUUAUUUGUGAAGUAGAUUAUUAUUUUAAUAAGCUACUAUGUCAGUUGGGGUUAUUUUUCUUCUAUUUUCAGGUCAUAGUGAACUGUGGGAAAAUGGAAAAGAGACUAAUUUGACUAAAAGAAUGUUGAUGUUAUCUAGAUUCACAUUUCCCAAAACAUGUUUAUCAGAGUGAUAGUUCUAUGGGAUACUAUAAGGGAAAGGGGUUUCAUUUGCCUGUGGAAAACAAUACAUACUCUUUUACUUCAAGAGUACUGUGCAUAUUAACAUGUUAAAGGCUCUGAUGAGUCCUACAGUCAAAAGAAAUGUUUGAUGUUCUUCAGUCCAAAAUUUCUCUAAAUCACUUGACAAAAAAAGUCUUUUUCUUUCCCCCAGAACAUUUAUUAACAUUGCAAAAUAUUAGCAUUUUAUGGAACUUCGGCAAAUGCUGAUGUACACAAUUCUUACUGAUGAUAACUGACAUAUACAAUUACUUCUUUGAUUAGAGUUUGAGUUUGGAAAAAUUCUGAAGUGAUACUUUAUAAAGUAUAAUAUUGUCUUUGCUGAAUCAAAAUUUACCUAUAUUGCCUCUGCUGCUUGAUUGAAAGACAGCUCUGUUAUAGUGAUUGACCAAGAAAAUUCUACUUCUGAUGUACUUUAAAAAAAUUGUACCUCAUUAAUAAAGUUGAUAUGAAGCAAACAAAAAUGUUUAUGAAAGGUACAGUAAUAUUUUCACCUAUUAUUUCUUGAUUCCAGAAUCCAUAUUGAUUUCUAAUUACAAGCUCACAUUAUGCUGUGCUCCAAAUCUGAAUUUGACAAAUUAAAAAAAUUGAUGAAUGUUUUGGGGAAGAUGUGGAAAUUAUUCCAGGUUUAAAAUAUAAAAUUGAAAUAUUUAAAGUAUCCAUUGUUAAUUGUCACUUGGAUGCAAUUUUACCCUUUUUUCUGCUAAAUGUAAAAUAUAGUACUCUAGGCUCAUGUUAUGCUGUCAAAGUCAAUCAUGCAGACUGAAAAUGCAGCACAGAGCGUCCCUGUGUCAUUACCAGCAGACUUGUUUCUAUUUUGGUUGUACUUUCUUGGCUGUGAAAGGAUCCUUAUAAGAAAUUAGAAAACCACACAUUUAAAAAUGUUAACAGCCGGCUGGGCGCGGUGGCUCAAGCCUGUAAUCCCAGCACUUUGGGAGGCCGAGGCGGGUGGAUCACGAGGUCAAGAGAUCGAGACCAUCCUGGUCAACAUGGUGAAACCCCAUCCCUACUAAAAAUACAAAAAAUUAGCUGGGCAUAGUGGCGCAUGCCUGUAAUCCCAGCUACUCAGGAGACUAAGGCAGGAGAAUUGCCUGAACCCAGGAGGCGGAGGUUGUAGUGAGCCGAGAUCGCGCCAUUGCACCCCAGCCUGGGUAACAAGAGCGAAACUCCGUCUCAAAAAAAAAAACCAAAAAUUAGCUGGGCGUGGUGGCGGGUACAAGUAAUCCCAGCUACUCAAGAGGCUGAGGCAGGAGAAUUGCUUUAACCCAGGAGGCGGAGGUUGCAGUGAGCCAAGAUUGCGCUAUUGCACUCCAGCCUGGGUAACAAGAGUGAAACUCCGUCUCAAAAAAACAACAACAAAAAAAUGUUAACAGUUAAACAAUAUAACCUUGAAUGUAUGUCUCCUAGUUGCUCAAGUCUGUUCAGACAUGGGCCUGUGAUUUCUGAAUAAACUGCACCUCUCUUAACCUGACUUAAUGAUGGCUUUACCCUUUUACUCAUCUUGCAAAGUUAUUUUCCUCCUACUCAAAAUGACGAAUUAAGGUCAUUCUUGACUAUUGCUUGGUUCUUUAGAAUAAAGUUUUGCUUCAUAGGAAUGACCACGUGUAUGUUAGAAUCCAAUGAUUGAGAGCAGAGUAGUAGUUAGAAUGAGAUCAUAGCUAUGAAGUCCAGGAGAUACAUGGCAGUUGAGGGAGGACAUUCUUUUCUGUAAUGUUUUUAAUUCUCAAAGCUUAUUUUUACCAUAUAAAAAUAAGGACAUAGCUCUAUAUUUUAAAUGCUUCUGAAAUGAAAGUUUUGUUCAUCUACUCAUUCGUUCCACAGCCAUCAUGUUGGACUCUGAAUGAACCUCAUGGCUUUUCGAAGCUAGGUUCUUGCUUCUCUCUCAUGCCCUGUCUAAUGGACAGAACCAUGAAGACAUAAUCAUAAGACAUACUAGAGGAAAUGGUGGAUAUAGGGCCCAAAGGGAUUUUUUGGUAGGUUGCAUUAAGCAGCCAAGUUUAAAAGAUAAACCUUCUAAGCAAAGGCAGCUUGAGUUUUUCCACCCAAGUUACCUCCUGCAGCAUUGCUAGGGCUCCCUACAUGUGUUUCUAGGCUGAAGGCUGGGCCUCUAUCCCUGGGUCUGAUGACCAUUUCUUCUUAUCAUUUAUGAGUCAGUAAAUAUAAUCUCAUGUACCCAAACAUAAGCCACUCCAAAUAUAAAAUCAU